AAUAAAAAAAGAAAUUGUGUAAAGGACAAUCUCAAAUAGUCCAAGAUAAGGACCGAACUCGUGUACUCAAAUUGGCCUCAUAUCGAACUCUCACUUAAAUGGAAGCCACAAAAAUUCCCAACAUUUAACUAAGUUAUGAAAAUCACUACACUAUACUCUUCAUAUUUGUUACAACGAAACCAACAUAAACUACAAGAACCAAAUAAUGGGGUGCCAAAUUCACAGUCUGAAUCCUCAACUUCUAUCCAACAAGAUCAAUAUUCAAUCAAAACAAUCGGCACGUUCUUCGUUCCGACCAAAUUCUCAACUCCUCAGAACAACCCUUCUCUCGUCUUACAACAAUCUAAACGAGCAGCAGCUAGUUUCGACAGCCACAAUCAAGCAACCGCAAAUCCCAGAAUCUGAUGUGUACAAUGUUAAGUUCCAGACUCUAGGAGCUUGUAAACUCGGUAUUUCUAGAUACCCUGAUUUUGAGUACAAUGCUAAAGGAGGUUCAGGGUCUGGGACAGCUGCUAAAAUCUUGGAUAGUGGUGAAGUUUCUGUUGAUUUUGACGUAAAACAACUAUAUAUUCCUCCGUUGUCAGCUGCCACAACUAAGUUCUUGGGGUUGCCAUUGCCACCAUUUCUGAAGAUUGAGAUUGUCCCGGAGAAUUUUCAUGGAAAAAUCAACCAAGAAUCUGGCAAGGUUGACCUCAAGUUCAGGGCGAAAUUCUGCUUUUCAGUGGGGAGCGUGUACAAAGCUCCUGCUCUACUAGUAGAGACAGUAUUGACAUCCGAAGAAUCAAAGGGAAAGAUGAGAGGAGGAAGAGGCGACCGACUUGAUAAAGACGGUGUUUGCAGGCUGGUUGGAGUGGCAACAGUUGAGCCAAUUGAUGACUUCUUCAUGGAUACAUUCCUCAGCCUUCCUACUGAGUGCCUUGCAAAUCUCAAUGCCAUAAUCUCAUUUUCAAGCACUGUAUAGAUACUUUAGAACCACUGAAUUCUCCAAAUUUAGAUACAAUUGAGUUUGUCUCCUUUUGACUCAGAAGGGAGAGAGCAUCUGAAUGUAGAAGAUAUAUAUCAAUAAAUACUCAUGUACCAAUAUUCAUGAAAUGAUACAAAGAUUUGGAAUA
Sesamum indicum (sesame) is the source of this 1112-nucleotide messenger RNA. RefSeq names its product ATP-dependent Clp protease ATP-binding subunit. The record is from RefSeq and is a predicted model, not a curated record. NCBI's taxonomy places the organism in Eukaryota, Viridiplantae, Streptophyta, Magnoliopsida, Lamiales, Pedaliaceae.